AUUCUCAAACAAGCUUUACUUUCUUACUGUUUGGUUUCUCUCUCUACAAUUUGAGCCGCAGAUCUCUAGAGUGAGAAACUCUGCAACUAGAGAGAAAUGGAGCUCUGCUUCUUCAGAUCUCUCUCCAGAUUCUCAUUUCCCCUCGUUUCGCUACUCUUCUUGCUCUCUUCCUUCACUUUCACUUCAACAGAAGCUUAUGAUGCACUUGAUCCAAAUGGAAACAUCACAAUAAAGUGGGAUGUUACGAGUUGGACAGCUGAUGGUUAUGUGGCUCUUGUGACAAUGUUCAAUUUCCAACAAUAUCGUCACAUUCAAGCACCCGGUUGGACUUUAGGUUGGACGUGGGCGAAGAAAGAGGUGAUAUGGAGCAUGAUGGGCGGUCAAACAACGGAGCAAGGAGAUUGUUCGAGGUUCAAAGGGAAUAUUCCACAUUGCUGUAAGAAAGAUCCCACAGUUGUUGACUUAUUGCCCGGAACUCCGUACAACCAACAGAUUGGUAAUUGUUGCAAAGGAGGUGUGAUCAAUUCGUGGGCUCAAGAUCCGUCCAAUUCCGCGAGCGCUUUCCAGGUCAGCGUCGGUGGAGCAGGGACCACUAAUAAAACCGUUAAGCUUCCUAGGAACUUCACCCUGAGGGCCCCGGGCCCUGGAUAUACUUGCGGGCCUGCUAAAAUCGUGAAACCGACUAAGUAUCUAACUGGGGAUGGAAGGAGAGUUACACAAGCUAUGAUGACAUGGAACAUUACAUGCACAUACUCGCAGUUUCUAGCUCAAAAAACUCCUAGCUGUUGCGUCUCUCUCUCGUCUUUUUACAACGACACAAUUGUGCCUUGCCCAACGUGUACAUGUGGAUGUCAAAAUAACCUCACUAACCCAGGAAGCUGCGUCAAUCCAGAUUCACCGUACCUUGCUUCGGUUGUUUCCGAACGGGGGAAGAGCAAUAAUAUGGCGCCUCUGGUCCAAUGCACCAGCCAUAUGUGCCCCGUUAGAGUCCACUGGCACGUGAAAUUGAACUACAAGGAUUAUUGGAGGGUCAAAGUCACUAUUACGAACUUUAAUUACCGAAUGAAUUAUUCGCAGUGGAAUUUAGUUGUGCAGCACCCCAAUUUCGACAAUUUGACUCAGCUUUUCAGCUUCAACUACAAACCACUAAAUCCAUACCAGAAUAUAAACGAUACUGCGAUGUUGUGGGGUGUAAAAUUCUAUAACGAUUUUCUCAACCAAGCGGGCCCACUAGGGAAUGUUCAAUCAGAGCUUCUCUUCCGCAAAGACAAAUCGACUUUCACUUUUGACAAAGGCUGGGGAUUUCCAAGAAGAAUUUAUUUCAAUGGAGAUAAUUGUGUGAUGCCGCCUCCCGAAGCAUAUCCCUAUCUUCCAAACUCAAGUUUACGGAAAACCGUCUCGUUUCUUGUUCUACUCAUCGGUUUGUUGACAACCUUUGCAUGUGCAUUUUAAGAAUAUUCCGUCUUCAGACAGGGAAUAUUCUGUUUUGUGGGGUUGAUAUUUGGAGAAAGAGGGUGAAUUCAAGAACUUAUAUAUAUAUUCCAUCUCCGUAAUCGAUUUCGGGUGCAUAAAACUCGAGAGGAACAGAGAAAAAUUUCGGGUGCUUUAAUAUUGGAAUAUUUUUAUUCGUUGUCUUGUUUUUAUGUAGUUGUUGUAACAUGUUUUGCCACGAAGUUGAAUCAUACAAUGUUGUUGAUAUAGUGUUUUCAUAGGUUUUGUAAUGACAAUAAGAACAGUUUGAUACAUACUAGAUUGAUUGUUUUGCAUUUUAAGUUUAUUUAUU
Erythranthe guttata (spotted monkey flower) is the source of this 1783-nucleotide messenger RNA. Its product is annotated as protein COBRA. The record is from RefSeq and is a predicted model, not a curated record. NCBI's taxonomy places the organism in Eukaryota, Viridiplantae, Streptophyta, Magnoliopsida, Lamiales, Phrymaceae. Gene Ontology annotation, cellular component: plasma membrane. Gene Ontology annotation, biological process: cellulose microfibril organization; plant-type cell wall cellulose biosynthetic process.